Molecule: messenger RNA, 1813 nt
Organism: Archocentrus centrarchus (flier cichlid)
Lineage: Eukaryota; Metazoa; Chordata; Actinopteri; Cichliformes; Cichlidae
Product: interferon-induced GTP-binding protein Mx-like
Exons: 11
Coding region: 28-1728 (566 amino acids)
Biological process (GO): defense response to virus; receptor internalization; synaptic vesicle budding from presynaptic endocytic zone membrane
Cellular component (GO): plasma membrane; cytoplasm; microtubule
Molecular function (GO): GTPase activity; GTP binding; microtubule binding
Source: RefSeq, a predicted model, not a curated record
GUGACAAGAUGUCCAUUGGAACUGAAGAUGACAAGAAAGAAGAGAGGAGAUGAGUGGUAUGGAAAGAUAAGCUACCACAACUAUGGAGAAGAGCUAAAAGAUCCUGCACUUGUGGAGCAAAAGAUUCGAGAAGCUCAGCUUAAACUGAUUGGGAACGAUGUGGGGAUCAGCAGUGAGCUCAUCAGUCUGGAGAUCGCUUCCCCUGAUGUUCCAGACCUUACACUGAUCGACCUGCCUGGCAUUGCCAGGGUGGCUGUGGAAGGACAGUCAGAGAACAUUGGUGAACAGAUAAAAGAAAUGAUCCAGAGUAUCAUCAAAAAACAAGAAACCAUCAGCUUGGUGGUUGUUCCCUGUAAUGUGGACAUUGCAACCACAGAAGCUUUGAAGAUGGCAAAGGAGGUGGAUCCUGAUGGAGAGAGGACUUUGGGCAUCUUGACUAAACCUGACCUGGUGGACGAAGGCACAGAAGAGACAGUGAUUAAAAUUGUCCAUAAUGAAGUCAUCCCUCUGAAGAAGGGUUACAUGAUUGUCAAAUGCAGAGGUCAGAAGGAGAUCACAGAGAAGGUGCCUCUUAGUGAAGCAAUAGACAAAGAGGAAACCUUCUUCAAGGAGCAUGCUCAUUUCCAGAUUCUCUAUGAUGAAAGUCAGGCCACUGUUCCUAAACUGGCAGAAAAACUGACUCUUGAACUGGUGCAUCAUAUCCAGAAAUCUCUGCCUCGGCUUGAUGAGCAGACACAGAAGAAACUCAAAUGGACUCAGGCAAGGCUGGCCGAAUUAAGAAAAGGACCUCCAUCUGAUGCAGCUGAGAGACUAAAGUUCCUCAGUGACAGAGUGUCAGCAUUCACACAGGAUGCUAUCAGUCUCACCAAAGGUGAAGAAUUAAGAUGUGGCUACAAGUCCAACAUCUUUUCCACGCUCAGAACUAAGUUUGAAGCAUGGGAGAAAUUCAUACAGAACUCUGGAACAUCAUUUGAAACGAGUGUUCGGACAGCAGAGUCUCAGUUUGAACAAAAGUACCGUGGGAAAGAACUGCCCAUGUUUAUCAACUACAACACCUUUGAGGCCCUUGUCCAGGAGCAGAUCAGGCAGCUGGAAGAGCCGGCUGUCCAGAAACUCAAGGAAGUGUCAGGCAUGUUUUUUCUUAAUGCUGCAAUCAUUGCAAAGAUUAUGGGGAAAGAGCUGUUUGAAUUGGCACAAGACAGCUUUGUUGGUUUUCCUAACCUCAUCAAUGCAACUAAGUUGAACAUUGAAACCAUCAGAAAUGAAAGGGAAGAUGCAGCAAGGUCCAUGCUGAGGAUGCAGUUUCAGAUGGAGCUGGUUGUCUACACUCAGGACAACAGAUACAUCAGGAAGAUGAAUAAGAAAAUUGCUCAACAAGGACUAGGACCACAACUGUACAGCAGUGGGUUCACCCCGAAAGAGAUGAUGAAACACUUUGGAGUAUAUUACAAAAUUGCUGGUCAACGUCUGUCUGACCAGAUCCCCCUGGUGAUCCGCUAUCAGAUGCUGCAGGAGUUUGCCUGCCACGUGCAGAGGGGGAUGCUGCAGAUAUUACAGCAGAAAGAGAGAGCAGAGUCCCUGCUUGAAGAGGACACUGUCACAAAAAAUAGAAGAGAAGAACUUCAGCUGCGCCUUGAGCGCCUCUCAAGAGCUCGCCUUCUGUUAACUGAAUUUAGUAUGAACACACACAAAGUCAACUCAAUGGGAAAGUUAACAUCAGAUUUCUGACCUGACAAAUAUGUUCAGCACAAAAUUGAACCUCACGCUACUCUUGUGUUACUUUCUGCAAUAAUAAUUUUAAAGAAACAUUACA